Molecule: messenger RNA, 1015 nt
Organism: Suillus plorans
Lineage: Eukaryota; Fungi; Basidiomycota; Agaricomycetes; Boletales; Suillaceae
Exons: 6
Coding region: 91-771 (226 amino acids)
Source: RefSeq, a predicted model, not a curated record
GGGUGGGCUGUUUCAUAUGACAAGGCAACAGACCAACUUACAGAUUGACGUAGGUCUGCUAUACUUGAAUACACUGUUAGAUUAACAGUCAUGAUUCUAUGCCAAUGUGUUAUAACAUUGCGAGUAUGGCAUCUGUUUCCUCGUAGUCGCUUCAUCAGAUGGUUGGCAGUCACUAUUUUCACCGUUUGCUUGGCAGGAGGUGCAAUAUUUGACGCCAUCAAGUAUAAUGCAAUCAAAAGUGCCGCGAACACGAACAUAUUGGCACAGGGCCGUACAUUUUCAUUCAUCCUCUACCUGCCAGCCUUGGUUGUCCAUACGACUAUGUUCUUACUUACGCUGUAUCGCUUUCGCGUCACCCCCGAAACCUUGCAGCAACAUGGGAUGAUCCACCGAUUCGUCAAAGAGGGAAUGAUCUUGUAUUCGUUUGCAGCCGGAUCGCUACUGUACGAAAUCAUCAGUCUUUCUUUUGUUAGACCAGAGGACAUAUCCAAAUAUGGUUUAGGUGAUAUGGGAGAAAUAGCAAUGGCAGCUACGGCUGUCUCUAUCUGUCGCGCGAUGCUAAGCAUCCGGUGCUUGGCUGCAACUUACCAUGUCGAUCCGGCAUGGUUGCUCAACCAUGCAGAACUCAGUCGUGUCCAAUGGAGGAGAGGACACACUGAAGGAGAAAUCUACGUUGAAGUCGGCGAGAUGGAUGUGGUUCUCCCGUUCAAAUCUGCGGCAUUACCUGCUGGGAAUAUCGGAAGAGAAGACGAGGUGCAAAAUUAUACAUAACUUGUGUAUCUAGCACAUGAUUCCCUUUUUUUAUUGUAUAUAUAUCCAUUUAUGUCCAUUAACAUGAUUUCCUUGACCGACACAUUGUUGGAGAAGCAGUAAAAAUGAAGCCACAUGUAACUACACUCCUUUCGAUUUAAAUAGCUAGACUAGUGAUCAUAUAUUCAAGUUACCUUGCGGAGCCUUGGAGUGAUGCUGCACGGAUAGGGUAGCGGGUGACUAAAGAGGUCUUAUUAGUCGAGAC